GUGUCUGAGGGGAGGGCAUAUGGGGGGGUGGUACUUAAACGGAAAAGCUGACAGUGCUGCCGACUGGGAGCGGGUGCUGCGAGCUGCUGGGCUGUGCUCACACACGCACACAGAUGCACACAGACCCCGACGCCGACAUGGACACGGACACAGAAACCACAGCACUUUGUCCCUUCGGCAGCCACCAGGCCUCCCCACCAGGGACACCCACACCAGAAGCAGAUGCUAUACUUCUGAAGAAGCCAGAGAAACUGUUAGCAGGGCUGGACCCAAGCGGGCCACCCCUUGCUCCUGGAGCUCCCAGACGAAGAGGCAGUAUGCCUCUACCCUACAAGCACCAACUGCGGCGGGCCCAGGCUGUAGAUGAACUUGACUGGCCACCUCAGGCCUCAUCUUCUGGCUCUUCUGAUUCCUUGGGCUCGGGAGAGGCAGCCCAAAAGGAUGGAGUAUUCAAGGUCAUGCUGGUGGGGGAGAGCGGUGUAGGCAAGAGCACUCUAGCAGGCACUUUUGGCGGUCUCCAGGGAGAGAGUACGCAUGAUCUGGAGAAUGCAGAAGACACAUAUGAAAGACGCAUCAUGGUGGAUAAAGAGGAAGUGACUUUAGUUGUUUAUGACAUCUGGGAACAGGGAGACUCUGGGGGGUGGCUGCGGGACCACUGCCUUGAGACAGGAGAUGCCUUUCUCAUCGUCUUCUCAGUCACCGAUCGACGAAGCUUCUCCAAAGUUCCAGAGACCUUACUUUGGCUCCGGGCUGGGAGGCCCCACCACGACAUACCCGUCAUCCUCGUGGGAAACAAGAGCGACCUGGCGCGCUCCCGGGAGGUGUCACUGGAGGGCCGCCACCUGGCCGGGACGCUGAGCUGCAAGCACAUCGAGACAUCUGCCGCGCUGCACCACAACACGCGGGAGCUCUUCGAGGGCGUGGUGCGCCAGAUCCGGCUCCGGCGGGGCUCAGGCAGCGUUGGGGGCCGACGGCCAGAGUCUGGCAGCCCCCAGGGUCCCGCGCCACCCAUGCGGCGCGAGAGCCUAACCAAGAAGGCCAAGCGCUUCCUCGCCAACCUGGUGCCGCGCAACGCCAAGUUCUUCAAACAACGCUCCAGGUCGUGUCACGACCUCUCAGUGCUCUGAGUGUGGUCGCCAUGGCCACUGCGGUCGUCAUGGCCACCGCGCCCUCAGCUUGCCUCUGCCCAGGUCCAGCUUCUUUUGUAGAGGCCGUCUAGGAAACCAAAAACUCCCAGGAUGCUCUGGGGUGAACACAGGGGCGGGGGUGGUGGGCGUGGCCUCACCGCGCAGAACCACCCGGCGUUUCCGCUGGUCGGCUGCCCCGGCCGGGAGGUAUGUGGAAGGGGUAGUGGUCCGGUCAGGAAGGAAAGUAAUCCUGGAAGGUAUUUGGUUUGUUUUCUUAACGCUUGGUCACUUCGGUAAAGAAAUUCUAAAAACGGCAACUGGAAAAGCGGUUUGUAGCCUCCUGGACGGAGAGGACCUCCGUUGUACACCGAACAUGCCUCGCUUUUAAGUGUUAAAGGUAAGGUACGGAGAGCCCGCUCCUCAAGACUUCUGAGGACUCUGCCUCUCACUGCCGCGCUGCUCCACUUGGCCCUUAAGUGCUUAACAGGAAGGGGCUGAAAGUGCUAUUCUUGAGAUUAAAUUCUGUGAUUUACUCUUCCACAAUGGUACUUCCCUUUAAGGUUAUUAAAGGUAAAGUGUGGACAGAAUUUCUGCCUUUUUUUUUUUUUUUUUUUUGUACCGGGGAUCGAACUCACGAUGUCGUGCUUGUCAGGCAGGCAUUGUGUCGCUGAGCUAUAUCCCAGGACAACUUUCUGCCUUUGAAUGCUGGAAAGAGCAGAGUGGUGGCAAUUCCCUGGCCAGGUCCUAGGAGGCACCAGCGAGGGACCCAUCCCUUCCCUUUUCAAUAAAUAAUUUUUCUAUUUCA
Molecule: messenger RNA, 1932 nt
Organism: Cavia porcellus (domestic guinea pig)
Lineage: Eukaryota; Metazoa; Chordata; Mammalia; Rodentia; Caviidae
Gene: Rem2
Product: RRAD and GEM like GTPase 2
Exons: 5
Coding region: 114-1127 (337 amino acids)
Cellular component (GO): plasma membrane
Molecular function (GO): GTPase activity; GTP binding; calcium channel regulator activity
Source: RefSeq, a predicted model, not a curated record